Molecule: messenger RNA, 1385 nt
Organism: Pezoporus flaviventris
Lineage: Eukaryota; Metazoa; Chordata; Aves; Psittaciformes; Psittacidae
Gene: PPM1K
Product: protein phosphatase, Mg2+/Mn2+ dependent 1K
Exons: 7
Coding region: 184-1302 (372 amino acids)
Biological process (GO): protein dephosphorylation
Molecular function (GO): protein serine/threonine phosphatase activity; cation binding
Source: RefSeq, a predicted model, not a curated record
GCUCCUGCACCGCUGGGGCGCAGCUCGCCGCCGGCUGUCGGGGCGCGGAAGGAGGUAGGGGCCGCCGCACCUCCGGGGCAGCCCGGCGGCCGCACCAAGGUUUAGCUUCUGCACGGCUCAGGGGCUGCGGUAUUCCAGCAGCUGCAGAUCUUUUAUUCCUACAAAUCUCUGCAAAGACAAGUUAUGUCAACAACUACAUUAAUUAAUUUGGUACGGAAUGGUGGGUAUCAAGUAAGAAGGAGAGCUGUGCUGACAUCCCGCCUCUUGCAAGACGAGAAGCGUCCAACAACUGCCUGCUACAGCUCCACCUCUGAGCAUCGUGCUUCCCGCUUCGAUCCAGAUGGGAGCGGGCGACCUACCACAUGGGAUACCUUUGGCAUCUGGGACAAUCGCAUUGAUGAACCUAUUCUCCUCCCACCAAGCAUAAAGUAUGGGAAACCAAUUCCAAAAGUAAGCCUGGCCAAUGUGGGCUGCAGUAGCCAUAUUGGGAAACGCAAGGAAAAUGAAGACCGGUUUCAUUAUGCCGAGCUGACAAAGGAUGUCCUGUACUUUGCAGUAUAUGAUGGACAUGGUGGGGCAGCAGCAGCUGAUUUCUGUGAUAAGUACAUGGAAAAAUAUAUGAAAGAAUUUCUUGCCGAGGAGGAGAACUUGGAAAAUGUUCUGAAGAAAGCUUUUCUAGAAAUCAACAAAGCAUAUGAAAGGCAUGCUCAUCUGUCUCCUGAUGCAACUCUGAUGAACUCUGGGACCACUGCAACAGUGGCUCUGCUCCGGGAUGGUAUUGAGCUAGUUGUGGCAAGUGUGGGAGACAGUCGUGCUUUGCUGUGUCGAAAGGGGAAGGCCAUGAAACUCACCACUGACCAUACUCCAGAAAGAAAAGAAGAGAAGGAAAGGAUUAGGAAGUGUGGUGGCUUCAUUACCUGGAACAGCGUGGGACAACCUCAUGUGAAUGGUAGACUUGCAAUGACACGGAGCAUAGGAGAUUUGGAUCUUAAAAACAGUGGUGUGAUAGCCCAGCCAGAAACAAAAAGGGUUCAGUUGCAGCAUGCCGAUGACAGCUUCCUGGUCCUCACUACAGAUGGUAUUAACUUCAUGGUGAACAGUCAGGAGAUCUGUGACUUCAUUAGCCAGUGCCAUGAUCCCACUGAAGCUGCCCACGUUGUUACUGAGCAGGCAAUACAGUUUGGCACUGAAGACAACAGCACAGUUGUCAUAGUGCCAUUUGGAGCGUGGGGGAAGUACAAAAAUGGUGAGAUCAACUUUUCCUUCAGCCGCAGUUUUGCUUCCAGCGGGAGGUGGGCAUGAAGACCUGCCACAGCUAUCUUUUCCUGCCAUUAAUUUGGGCACAGUGUGCUACAGGAGAAAACACCCAUCUGUUCAUAGGCUGA